AUGGCUUUCACUGUUGGCGUUGCCGGUAUCACGGAUAAGUUCGCUGGUCGGGUGGUCAGCCAUCUGCUGCAGCAGUCGGACCUCACCAAUCGUGGCUACUGCCGUGACCCAAGCAAAGUUCCCGAGUCCAUCGCCUCUGCAGGAAAUGUGACCCUGUUCAAAGGGCAGGCAUUCGACAAGGCGGCUGUCCGGUCCUUCGCGGAGGGCUGCGACGUGAUUGUGUGCUGCUACCUGGGCGAUGACAAACUCAUGGUGGAAGGACAGAAGGUCUUGAUCGACGCGUGUGAAGAACUUGGUGUGCCACGUUACGUCGCCAGCGACUGGGCGUUGGAUUAUACCUUAACAAAAGUUCAAGGCGUGCACAUCCUAAUUGGAGGCUUCAUGAAGCCUGUGCUCAGCCCGUUCUUCAAUGUUCUCGACACUCAAAACCAUAUAUUUCGCUACUGGGGAGAGGGCGACGAAUACAUGGAGGGCACCACCUACGACAACGCGGCCGAGCUUACCGCUGCGGUUAUCCGAGAUCCUCAGGCCACUGGCAUUCUUCCCUUCCUUGGUGGCUGGGCCACUAUUCGUGGGAUCGCACAAUCCUAUGAGAAAACUUCUGGGUUUAAGGCCAAUCUCAAGCGAUUGGGUUCCUUGGUCGAGUUGUACCAGGCCAUGGACCAGAAGCGGGACGAGAACCCUGGGGCUAUCUACAGUUACAUGUCGCUAUUCUUCUACUAUUAUUGGGUUAAUGGGCGGGCAAUUAUUGGACCUGAGACGGAUAAUGCGAAGUACCCAGAUGUUAAGCCAGUGGAUUGGGAAGGUUUCAUGGGGCAGUGGUCACUGCAGCAGCUGCCUACAGCCUAUUUUGCGUUGAAUGCCUAA
Molecule: messenger RNA, 867 nt
Organism: Aspergillus homomorphus CBS 101889
Lineage: Eukaryota; Fungi; Ascomycota; Eurotiomycetes; Eurotiales; Aspergillaceae
Product: NmrA-like family protein
Exons: 4
Coding region: 1-867 (288 amino acids)
Source: RefSeq, a predicted model, not a curated record